CAGUACGCGUCAGACGUGUUUAAUCCUAGACACUAAAGUCAGAUUAUCGGCAAUUAUGUCGUUCAGUGCGACUGGACACGUUUUUUUAACAUUAGAAUGUAAUUCCUUUUAGAAAAUAGCAAAUAGAAUAGAUCAGUUAUGUUGCUGCCGUCCGACAUAGCGAGGCUUGUUUUGGGCUACCUUCAACAGGAGGGGCUGUCAGCCACAAGCCAGGCAUUCGUGCUGGAGAGCCCCAACCUGAAGGAGUAUGCCGAGCACACCACCGAAGACGGGGCCGUUCCCGCCUGCGUGUUUUCAUUGUUCGGAAAAAACCUGACGACCAUUUUGAACGAAUAUGUUGCUGUUAAAGCUAAAGAAACAUGUCAAGAACAUCAAAUACCAGCCAUGAUGACAUCACUAUGGAAGAAGUUAGAGUUUACUUUGAAUCAAAUCAAAUGUAUGCAGAAUUCACCAGCUGUACAUCAAAACCAGCGAAUGCGUACACGGAAUGGGAUUGUAAAUAUGAGGAGGCAGAGGACACUGUCCUCCAUGCAGUCUGCUAGCCCCCGGCUCCUCUCAGUUACAGCCUCACCCUGCCAAUAUGUAUCCUCCCCAAUCAACGCUCCCCAAGGCCCUGUUGGACAUUCGACACCUGUCUGUUAUAGUUCCCUGCAGGUCCGAGCCACCCCGCUUUGUGUCAGCCAACCACAGGUUCAGGACGGAAGCCGUCUUUUGACUCGAGAAUCCCCUUUGCAAGUUGUGGUUCCUGACCACAGAAUAAACCCUGGACCAUUGUCCCCUGGCCGCCGGAAAUGUGACUCCCCAAGAAGGAUGGGCGGUGGAUUGAGUGUGUCCAGUGCAUCAGGACGAAUUAGCAUCACAUCCAAUAUCCUGACCGUGGAGCAGGGAGAGACACACGAUGCUGUCAGUGAGAACUUCCCUCAAAUGGUCAUAGAAAAUGCACGGGAAAAGAUACUGAAUGACAAGUUAUUGCAAGAGAAACUCGCAGAAAACAUAAACAAAAUCCUUGGCAGUGAAAUCAGUCCCCAGUCUUCAAGACAAGCAACAUGCAGUACUACAGAACAGGACCAGUCCAUUGACGAAAUACUCGGCCUUCAGGGGGAGAUCCACAUGACUGAUGAUGCUAUCCAGGAUAUUCUGGAACAGACGGAGUCAGAUCCUGCCUUUAAGGCUCUCUUUGACCUGUUUGAUUAUGGUAAAGAAAAAAACAGUGAUGGAGACCACCUUGGCGAUGGGAGCCUCAGCACCACCACCUUGGAGAGUGAUGAAGCAGAACAUGACUGCUUGCCUGGGACUGGGUAUCAAGGCACUGAGGCAGAAGACUCAACACCUGGCACAGAAUCAAGAAAGUCAAAGGCUAAAAAAGUACAAGAGCUAAAAAGCAAAAAAACAAGGAAAACCACACAUCCACUUCCAAGCACUUCGCGGUUGGUGACUGCAUCCACUCUGUCACGCCCACUGAAUGAAGUUAGGCAGGAUUCAAGAGCCUCUUUACGCACGAAAAUGGGUCCGGCUGAGAGUCGGACCUUGACUGGCAACAGUAGACAAUUGAGGACUUCCCAGCCUGCUCCACAGGCUAGCCCAUCCAAAGACUCUGGUUCCAGUCAUGACGGUAGAGGUACAAAAGGUUCCCAGCUUCCAGAAGAGGAGACAGAGAUGGAAGUAGAUAGGCCACUUAGCACUUUGUCACCUGAUGCUGCAGAAACUUUCACCGUCCAGUCAGACAGCCAGAAGAGCCCUCUAGCAUUAGGAAGUACUGGUGGAGAACCUCCUUUAUGCACAAUACGUGAGACAACAGAGUCGCAAUCAGAGGCCUCUGUCAGCACCUCGGUGGUCAGUGUGGAAACAGUGGCUGGGAAUUCGGAGCAGGCCGAACAACCAGCUGUGGGCUUACAGACCGAGUUACCCAACUCAGGAGGUGCAUCAGAUCCCCCUGUGGGUCAGCAAGAGCCAGGAUCUUCUCCUUCUGCAUCUGUUUCAGCUCCCAGUGUUAGUGAAACCCAAAAGCCAGAUCUGGCAUGUUUCUCCUCUUCUGUUUGCAGUAGCACUUCACCAGAACCCAGGAUGCAGGAGUGUAGAGCAAAACAACAGGAGGUCCAACUGAACUGUGUGGCUAGUCCGCCUCCUGGGUCUCAGAACAACCCCCUGCCAUCUGUUACUCCUACAUCUCCCAUUCCCUUACCUUCAAAGGAACCUGACCCCAGUGAAAUAGUGUCCCUGAAAAUCAUCGUCAGUGAUGAGCAGGCUGAGCAGUCUGGAGAUGCCUCACUCUCCAGCACGACAGGUGAAAGAUUACCCACCAUCAUCCUUCUAUCUCCAGCCAAGUCCCCAGCAAAAGCCCUUGCUGGAGCAGGUUCCUCUGUGACCGUAGAGGAGACAGUGCAGGCUGUGAGCUGCUUGCAGAGCACGGAGAUGAGCACGGCCACAGGGAAGCCCGGAGAGACGCCAAUGGCAGUUGGAACAGAGGAAAUCCUGGAGCUAACCCUCCCUGGUGACCUAGUGUCAGAAAAUGGGUUCAUCCAGCUGGUCCCAUCCACGACGCCGUACGGGAGCUCUGGUGGCUACUUUAUUGUGACAGAACCGGCUACAAUGGGUCACCAUUCAAAUGUGAUGGUGCUGCCCAGCAGUGCUGCACUGGGGCAGGUGGGAACCUCGACACAUGUUUUGGCAACUCCUCCUCGCUCAAGAGUAGAUACCUCUUAUUCAGCUGGGUCAACGCUCGUCAUAUCAUCACCCGUUCAGCCUAUGCUGCCAAAUAUGAUGGUCCCAGUAUCUGUUGUCGGGCAGAAAAAUACCGGGUCGUUCACAAUAGUAUCCAACCAGGUGAUGGCAUUGCCAGUUUCUUCAUCAAAAAAUCAAGUUAAGUUAAAACCAAAACCACUACUGGCACCCAAGAACACAACAGAUGGAACUGCAGGGCCAGAUGCUCCUACCAUCGUGGCUGACGGACGAGUGAAAGCAGAUGAACUGUCUCAGGAGAAGGUGACAAUGUCUCAUGGCUCUGGUGCGGGGGCAGGGUUGAGUCACAGGAGGGUCCUGCACUUCGAUAGCCCCACAGAACCAGUCCUCCCCACAAACAGUACCCUAUCACACACUGUAAUGCCGCAGCCUGUCACUCCCCCGGUUCCCGCUGCAGCCUUUGGGAGAGAGCAUGCCAAGGAGAAUUCGGGUACAUUCAAAUGCCGCUCUGUGCAACCGACCAUCCUCAAGAGCAGCCGAAUGGUGCGGGCUGUGGCUGCAAACCCAGCGGAGAACGUAAAGACGCCCGAGUCACAGAAGAACUGUGGGAUUCGGCCAUCAGAUGACCACAGAAGACAGUCAGGGGUUCAGAAUGAACCCUGUCGAGCAGCUGACUGUCAAAGUGCAAAUGUAAGGAAUGAGUCUGCGUUGCCAGAAGUCUCCAAAAGGUCCGACUCAAGGAAACAGCAGAUUGUUAAACGGGACAACACUGAAACUGGACCAAAGAAGGAUAGUGUGGACAUCAGCAAGGCCUCCAGCAUCACCACUGAUCACAGAACACGACUCAAGGCUGCAGGAGCAAGAAAGGAUGAUUUGAGGAACAGGCAGGAGGCAGCUGAGAAAUCGCAGGCAAAGGGAAGAGAAUGUCGGGUGGAGAGGAGGAGCUCUCCGCAGGAGCUGCCUCACGUCACUGCCAAUAAGGAGAACGAGCUGGAGGGCAGCAGGCAUGAGCACCACCUGACGGCUGCUGUCUCACAGGGGGAAGCUCCGCCUGUAGCUGGCAUGCCGGCUCCUGCCCCACAGGGAGGCACCUGUAGAGCCCCAAGCAAGACCACCCCUCUCACAAAGCAGGCUGCUGAGAUGUUACAGGACAUCCAGGGGCAGAACCCUACAUCAUCGCCAUCCAAGAGGUCCGGGCUGGUCUGCUCUGAGCUGCCUCUACCCAGAACCCCAUGUCCAGGAGUCCCCACAGAUGAGGUGACAGACUGCUUGAAGACGCCUGCCCGGGGGCGGGGCCUGGAUGGCACACCUCGCCGCCUUGCCCCACCUGCCACGCCCGAAAUGCCCACAUGUAGCCCAGCCAGUGAAGCAGGGAGUGAGAGCAGCAUCAGCAUGGCUGCACAGACACUGAUAUUUUUGUCUCGUGCUGCUGUCGAAAAGCCUGGAACCCCGCUGAAGGACAGCAUGCAACAGCAGGGUGUCAGCUACACCAACACUACGGUGUCCUCCAAGGGCAAAAAGCGCAAGCAGGAUGAAUCCCACGGUAAUUCUACAGUUAAAGAGCUCCAGCUCUCAGUGGCACCAGCUAGUAAGAAGAAGUCUAAGAAGCAGAAGAGGUUUCUGGAUUCCUUCCCUGACAACUUGGAUGUGGACAAGUUCCUGUCAUCGCUGCACUAUGAUGAGUGAGGCUGUGGCAUUGCGCAGGAGGGAAGAAGGCCUUCAUCUAGGACGCUUAUGUGGAUUUUGUGAAGAAGCCAUCCAUGGUUUUCCUGUCUUAGUGCCUGUGGGGUGCAAUUUCCUGGCUUGGUCCAGAACUCGUAAAUUGUGGUAGUUUGAAACUGAAUGCCAUCACUCACAUGAUUUUAAUCCUUUUCUGUCUUGUAUGGGCCUCUAUACUUCACAUAUGCUGUAGCACAUGAAGGUCAUCAGAGGAGUUAUUGUGUCUACAGCAUAGGUGUUACAUAAAAGAUGACAUUCUAGACAACGGUGAAAAGUAUGUAAUUGUGGGUUUCCAGCAAAAUGUAAGGUCUGUAAACAUAACAUGUUGCCUUUUUUCAACAUUGAUUCAUAUAAAUUUUAAGUCAGUUGUUUCGU
Molecule: messenger RNA, 4773 nt
Organism: Scleropages formosus (Asian bonytongue)
Lineage: Eukaryota; Metazoa; Chordata; Actinopteri; Osteoglossiformes; Osteoglossidae
Gene: npat
Product: nuclear protein, ataxia-telangiectasia locus
Exons: 17
Coding region: 139-4365 (1408 amino acids)
Cellular component (GO): nucleus
Molecular function (GO): transcription coregulator activity; protein binding
Source: RefSeq, a predicted model, not a curated record